AUGGCCCUGCAAAGGUCAGGGUUUUCUCUUUCAAUUUCCAAGUUUUUUUCUUUUCUUCCAAACCCAACUUCCCUCCUUUCCCUUUACACUCAAUCUCCCUCGUUAGUUGACGAUGACAAUGUUUACUGCGCUGUCUCAAAAUUCAAUCGCAUGCUUGAUAUGCGUCCUGUUCCUCCCAUCUUCGCAUUUGGAAAGAUUUUGGGAUCCCUUCUGAAGAUGAAGCAUUACUCUACUGUUAUUUUACUUUGUAAGCAAAUGGAGCUUAACGGAAUUCAUCCUAACAUUGUUACUUUGAGCAUCCUUAUCAAUUGUUUCUGUCAUUUGCAUCAAAUGACGUGCGCUUUUUCUGUACUGACCAAGAUUCUUAAACUGGGUUAUCAUCCAAAUGUCAUAACCGUGAAUACCCUCAUAAGAGGGCUUUGUCUUGAGGGUGAGCUUAAGAAAGCACUCAACUUUCAUGACAAGGUGUUAGCACAAGGAUUCCAGUUCGACGAAUUUACUUACGGGAUUUUGACCGACGGAUUGUGCAAAAUAGGAGAAACAAAAGCAGCCAUACAGUUGCUGAGAAGAAUAAUUGAAGGUCAGUCAAUUAAGCCUAAUGUGGUAAUGUACACUAUAAUCCUUAACCGUCUUUUGAGUGAUAAACUUAUAAACAAGGUUUAUGAUUUGUAUUCUGAAAUGGUAUCAAAUAACAUCAGACCAAAUAUUUAUACUUAUCCUAUAUUGAUUGGUGCAUUAUGCAAAGAAGGAAAGAUGAAAGAAGCUAAGAAUGUGUUGGCUGUGAUGUUGAAAGCUUGUGUGAAACCGAAUGAUAUUAUUUGUAGUAAUUUAAUGGAUGCUUAUUGUGUAGUCAAUGAGAUAGAGAAUGCGAAACGUGUAUUGAAAGCUAUGACCCAAAUGGGAGUAGUUCCUACUGUUUACCACCACACUAUCAUGAUUAAGGGAUUAUGUAAGAAUAAAAGGGUGGAUGAGGCCAUGAAUCUCUUUAAAGAAAUGCACAAGAGAAAUAUGGUUGUCACUACAGUUACUUAUAAUUCUCUUAUUGAUGGUUUAUGCAAAAACCAUCAACUAGACAAGGCAAUUGAAUUAUUCAGUGAAAUGACCGAAAAGGGAAUUCAGCCGAAUAUGUACACUCACAGGAUAAUUAUUGAUGGAAUGUGCAAAGGGGGAAGACUUAAGAGUGCACAAACGUAUUUUGAAAAUCUUUUAAUUAGGGGAGACUGUGUAAAUGUCUACACUUUUCAUGCUAUAAUCCGUGGGCUAUGUAGAAAGGGUUUGGUUGAUGAGGCACUGAGAAUGUGGUCUAAAAUGGAAGUCAAUGCUUGCACGCCUGAUGUCAUAACUUUUGAAACCAUCAUCCGUGCUCUCUUUGAAAAGAAUGAGUAUGACAAGGCAGAGAAAUUUCUUCACCAAAUGAUGAGGAGAGGCUUGUUGAAACGAUAA
Messenger RNA from Sphenostylis stenocarpa, 1443 nucleotides. The record is from the annotation of a GenBank genome assembly. NCBI's taxonomy places the organism in Eukaryota, Viridiplantae, Streptophyta, Magnoliopsida, Fabales, Fabaceae.